Acanthaster planci (crown-of-thorns starfish) is the source of this 9558-nucleotide messenger RNA. RefSeq names its product unc-79 homolog, NALCN channel complex subunit (gene unc79). The record is from RefSeq and is a predicted model, not a curated record. Gene Ontology annotation, molecular function: protein binding. NCBI's taxonomy places the organism in Eukaryota, Metazoa, Echinodermata, Asteroidea, Valvatida, Acanthasteridae.
CACGCGGUCAAAUCGAGGUCAGUGAAAAAAUAAUGACAAGACUGAGAGAAAUGGUGAACAGAGAUUUUGCCGGAAUGUCAGAGUGUUGGCUGUUUUCAAAGCAAAAAGAGUGGUUGGUUCCGUACUGAAGUAUGCAACAGUGAAGUAGACUCUUGCCUUGUUUCCAUUAAUGUGACUUUGAAAUGUCUACCAAAUCAGAACAGUUUUCGGCUAAAAUCCGUAACUUGACGGAUUACCAGAACCGGAUCUUGCACAACAUAGCCCCCUUGCCGACAGGGACUGACAUUGCCAAUACAUUGCGGUAUUUCAUACACACACUCAGAAGCAUCUUGAAAGAGGCUCCUGCUGACCUAGGUGAUGUGAAGCAUUCUGCCCGGCGGAGGCUGAACCCCCGACUGCCCCACUACCCUAGCCUGGACUACCUUUGCCUCUAUGAGACCCUAGACAGCCUUAUUGAGAUUGUGCCCAGUGUGCAGUAUGGCCAAUCAGAUCUUGGCCAGGCCAUUCAGCAGCUGUUUGGCUGCAUUCUUUGGUUCCUGGAACCUGAGAUUGUGGACACCAUUCCCCACACUGUGGCCUCCACACUGGCCAUAUUCCCUGCUGCCCUACAGAAGGAGACGGUGGAUCUGCUCUGCACCACCUUACUCCCAAUAUGUCUGUCUGAAGUUCAGUCCAUUGAGGGAGACACAUAUGCAUCUAUGUCAGUGUCAGCUGUCAUCAUGUUGGUCCUUCAGCACUGCAAGAACAAAGCUCAUCAUGCCCAGCUUAUGGAAUGCAUUAUGACAUACAAGAAGGAUGUGUAUAAGGAUAUCUUGUGCACCAUAGCAUUUGGGCCUUCUUCAGCCCGAGGGGCUGCUGCUAAUCUGCUGUUCCACUACUGGCCAUCGCUUGUACCUGCCAACGUAGAAGACAGAGACUUCUCUUAUACAUGUUGGAAGCCCAUCAUGUGUCAGAGGUCCAACUGUUUGUCACCCGUCAACAAUGCUGCUGUCAAGAUGUGUAUGGACCCAGUGAUAGCUGGCAAGUACAGCAAACACCCACCUCCUCUGUAUCUUUGCCAAGUCUGCAGUGACUAUGUUAACAGGGAGAUCAGUGACUGCAAGCCAUUUCUCAAUGUUCUGCAACCCCAGGAGAUUGUCUCGAAGAUCUGCGAGAACAAGAACUGUUCCUCAAUGGAUAAAACAGCCUUGUUCACCUGUUACUCCUCGGAGUGCACAGGUUACCAUGGUAACCGUCCCAUCCGCUACUGUACUAGUUGUAACUCCUACAUCCAUGCUGACAGGAAGGAUCACAUCAUCCAGGAUUUCCCUGCAGACCCACUGUCAUGUGACAAGGAGACCCAGAGUUACCUGUGUGAGGCAAUCAUCAGCCUUCUGAAGGAAGCCCACGUUAUCGAGAAGGACCCCUUGAUGGCAGCUGCUGAGGCUGAGACCAACACAGAUGCCCUCAGCCAGCCCUCGGAGAACGAGGUCUUGGACCUGGAGGGCGGGGAGGGGGACUCCCGCCUACUCAGCCGCUUUGGCCUAUGGCUUCUGAUUGAGAAGUGCAACCCUACGGAGCGGACGCCUGACGAAGUGGUGGGGCGUUUGCUCAGCAUGGCCUUCCAGUGGUUUGGGUUCACUGCCACACUGACACAAGACAGUGUUGCCUUGGAGAGCUUGAAAGCAGACUACGUGACUAAAUGGCUGAUGAAGAUUCUGAAGAGUCACUUCAAUGUGUUUGUGUCCUGUCUGUUACCACAGCCUCCUGACUAUGCCAGAGUUGGUGGAGACUAUGACAGUCUGUGCAGCAGGAUAACUGAGCUUCUUGGUGGCCUAAGGAAGGUCUUUAGUCUGACACCAUACAAUGCAGUAACAUUUGAGGUGUGGGACUACAUUAUGCCUCACUGGAUGGAGUGCAUCUGUUGUGACAUCCCUGAUGAGGAGCUGUCUCAGCUCCAGGACGUCCUGUGUCGCCUCUUCGACGUGGACAUGAGCCCGUUGCCCUUCUCCACAGAGAAGCUCUUCAACUUUGUGGCCUGCCGGUUCCGCGGCAUGGCGGCCAAUGACCAGGAGAAAGCCCUGCUGUGGCUUCAGAUUUUGACGGAAACGGACAUUGUCAUCCCGCUCAAGCUUCUCCUGAGCAUCUUCAGUGAUGGCCUGACGUCCAUGUCCAAGAUCCAAUUAGCCAAGCAGAAGCAGAGAGACCAGCAGCGGGCUGCUAGCCAAACUGCCGAAACUCCAGCCGGCCCAGAACAGCAGCAGCAACAGCAACAACAGCAGGCACCUGACGAAGUUGCUGUAGAAACCCCAGGGGCUCCACCUACCGAGCCCACUGUCGCCGCUGCACCGCCUUCAGUCGCACCUCCUGCAGGGGCUGGCCCAGGGACGGAGGGAGGAGUGGUGGUGGGAGGUGUGCCUGUGGAACCGCCCCAUGUGAAGAUUGAUCCCUCUCCAGACGAUGGACCCAUACAGGAACAGGAUGAAGAGCAGAUACUGAGAUGCUUUGUGUUGAUGCUUGACAUGCUGAAUAUCCAGGUGGACCUCCAGUACCUGCCCUUCCAUCAGGGCAUGGAAAACAGCCAAUCCAAGGACUUUGUGUCCCUGUUGACCCAGACUCUCUCCAUGACCUGGCUGGACCCCCACCGCUGCACCAACCCCCGGGGUUUGGGUCGAUUCCAGCAGGCUCCAAGUGGCCAGCCACCCACCCGGGCUCUGGGACCUUGCCCUACUUGUGAGCUGUGGGGCAUCUACUUCCAGUUGGCCCUCAAGCUUCUGGAACACAUCUCGCCUGUCAGUGAAACCAAAGUCUGCGAUAUGCCCGAGGUGUCAGAGUACCAGUUUGAGAAGUUCCUAGAAGAUGGGCUGGCCAAAGCCAAAGCAUUGAACAAUGAUGUCAAGGGGAAGAAGAACCGUAUGGCUGAGAGAGGCUCCAGUAAACAAAAGAGGUUUACCAAGACCAAGGAUCCAGGCAAAGGGUUCCUGAGUGCCACUGAGAUGAAACCAGUGGAGGUGUUUACGGCAGAGACUGUCAAGCUGCCAUCAGCCAAGGACUUGAAGGCAGAGAAAGAAAAAGCUGUCAAGAAGGCAACAGCUGGAGCAGAUAAAAGUGCCAAGGGGAAGAAAGACGGUGACAAUGGGUCCACGAAGGAAGCUCGCUUCAAGCUGGAGGAACUGCCCAAGUCAAUCCAGCUCCUCUAUGUGCUGCUCAAGGAGGUACCAAGACAGACUGACCCUGAUGUGCUGCUCAACCUGUUCAACUGCAUCAAGAUCCUUGUCCUGAAUGCUGAGUGUCUCCGCCAGGCUGCCAAAGAUCAUGAUGCUUUCCUCAAAUAUGCUCAGAAUAAUCUGCUUAUUCCCAGCUUCUGGAAUUUGCUGGAAGGAGAGUUGAGCCAUGUCAAUGAGAUCCUGGUACCCCUCUUCCUGCACAGCCUGGCUCUGCCCCACGGGUCAGAUGCCAUGUGGAACCUGCUACAGAGGGAUGUGGAAAGUGAUGACUGGAAGGCACGCUUCAGGGCUGUUGAGCGUGUCACGGCUCUUCUGCGGUUUGUGGAGAAGAAGUCCUUGGGUAACAACUCCGUGAUCAUGUGCUCACUGGCCUGCGCCUUCAGCACCCUGGUUGCUGCCACCGAUGACAUCUGCCCGGCCGUGUCAUCCAGAGCUAUGAUCAUGCUAGAGACCAUCCCUAAGAAAGUCAUCAAAGUCCUAGUGGGCUGUCUAGAGUUCCAGUGGGACUGUGUCAUCGAGGACCGUGUCAUGAUCCUGAAUGCCCUCUACAAGCUGCAGCACUUCCUGUCUGACAUGAUAAUCCUGUCCUGGGAGUUCUUCAUGAACAGACUGGACACCUUGGCCUUGGAGGCUCAUGUAGAGAUGGAACAAAACAAGGAGUUCCCCUUCCCCAUCGAUCUGAGCCGUUCCCAGGCCGGGGCAGGUGAUCGCAUGGACACCUUCUUGAACAAGCAGACCCGGGCACGAGUUGCUCGGUCACAGUCGGAGACGAACAGCUCCCUCAAACCACGUUGUCUGUCCUCCUUCAACUUGAAGUCGGAUUUCAAGCGUCGCAGCAUGUCAUCCCCAGCGACUACCAACGGCUUCAGCCGCAUUCAGUUUGCACCAACUAUCCGUUCCACCUACAGCAGGCUCUCUGAAUCCUCAGAACAGUCUGUUGGACCCUUAGGGGACGCUCUGUUUGAUGAUGGUCAUUUGCAGACUGUGCAGGAAGAACAACCGGCAGACAUUCCUCCGAUGGACCUGUCUAGCUUGGACAAGGAGACGGUGCAUAAGCUGAUAUCACUUCUGAUGAAGUUCAUGACAAGAGAAAGCAGUGCUGACGAGGAGCAAACUUCAGGCAGGGCUAUGAACUCGGUGAAGGGGAGAAAUAUGAUGCGCAAGAGCACUGUGCUGCGUCAUCUCAGUGUUCUCAUGGGGUACAAUCAGGUGGAGAAGUGCUUCAUCCUAGCACCCCAGCAGCUCAGGGAAUCAGCUGUCUUCUAUGCCUUUAUGGCCGGAGCACCAAAGAUGCUGGACCACAACGUGAAGGUGGGCAACAUUCUCCUGCCCAUGAUUAUGGAGCUUUUUGCCUACUCCCCAUCACCCCAAAAGUCCCCCCAGGACAUGCAGCCCCAUGACUACACCCUGUGGUUCCUGGAGCCCCACUGCAGGCACUCUUGGCUCAUGUCGGUGCUCAUCAUUCUGUACAAGUACAACUUUGACCAGCUGGAGCUGAAAGCAGAGGUGAAAUCCCUCAUGCGCAUCACCAUCAACACCCUGGAGGCACAGAGGCACCAGUGUAAGCCCAAAAGGCCUGAACCACCCUCGCCUGAAGACAUCUGGGGAGCUACCACACCACUGGAGAAGAAACGAUCAGAGUCCAGCCUGAUCCAGGCUGUAGGAGAGGGAGAGGAACAAGACAAUGGUGAGGAGGUGUCCUCCAACGCCUCGGCAGGGCCUUCCUCCCCUCUCAUCCCAGUGGCUCCCAGGGAGAUUCCUGCUGGCCUCCAUCAACAGGUGGAGUGUGAACCUGACAUGCUGUUCGUUCCUGAAGAGGAGGUGACUGCCCUACCCAUCAAGAAGUCCAACCUCAGCUUUGUAGCAUCGACCAUCGUAGAGGUAGAAGAGGAGAAUGAGGAGAGUGUGGAAGCCCUAGAGCCCCUGAACAAGGUGGAAGCCAUCCCAGCCAAGGCCCUGAUGGUCAGCAAGGAGGAGCCGGUCAGCGUCCAGGCCGUCCCUCGGGUUGUGACCGAGAUGGCGAAAGUGGAGCGCCAGGCCCUGGAGCCCAGCCUUAUGUCAGCCAAGGUGGAGUCCUUCUUCUCCCCCUUUGAGAAGAGCAAGCUCCAGCCCCGCUUCCGCUCCAAGAAGCAGCGCAAGAUGGGCGUGGCCACCAUCUCCUCCAACGCCCUGUCACAGCGCAUCGACAAUAAGCUAGGUGGGGGAGGCAAGCAGGGUGAACUGAGCCUAGACCUGUCGGCAGCUGGUGCUGGAGGGGGCAUCAACGCUGGCAUCACAAAGGGAGGCUUGACCAGGAAGAGCAAAGAGAAGGGGAAGAAGAGGUCACAGAAGCUGAAGGAGCAGGCCAAGACACCAGAGAAAAAGAGCAGUGUGUACUCAGCUGCUAAGCGCUAUCAUGAAGAUAAGAACUUCAUGGCUUUGACAAAGUGCACUGAUUGCGGUGUAUUACUGGAGGAGUACGAUGAUGACACUGUGUCGCUGGCCAUUGUGGUAUUGUCUGCACUUGUCCACAGGGACCCUGAGUUGGCAGCUCCUCUUCUCUUAGAGAUGCUGCAAGUGGUUGCAAGGAUUGCUAGUGGAAUCUUCUCCCCUUGGCAAGCAGAAAGUAUUGGGAGUCCACCAGGCCAUUGCUGCACUGUAGCCAAGCAGUUCCUCCGCUGUACUUUGCAUCAGCUCGCUCCCAACGGCAUUUUCCCCCAGCUUUUCCUCAGCAAGAUCGAAGAUGGGGACUUUCUCAAGACCAUGGCAGUGGCUCUGACUGAUUUCAGUGACCUAUCGCCUCUGGAUGCUGUCAGCUUCCUCCUGGAGGGUCUGAAUGAGAAAAAGACGUUACCUUCACUGCGCAUCUUGCUGGUGCUGAUGAACCUGGCUGAGUACAUGGAGAAUCUGCCUCUAGAGGGCAGCAGUGCCUGGGGCAACCUCAUUUCACUCUUUGAGACGUUCUUCAGGAAGUUGGCCUUUGCCCUGCCUGAAAGUUGUGACACCAACGACCUGUUCCGCAUCAUGAUAGUGAUCCUGAAAAGCCCUGCUACCAAGACCCUAAGCACCCUCCUGGACCCCAUGACCAAGCUCAUCAGCUAUGUCAUCCAGAAUUGUCACUUCAAGCUUAAGCUGCUGAUUGAGGUCUGCACCCUCUGCAAUCGCAUCUUUGUCAAGGAGCGUGAGCGCCAGUCUGUCGCCCGCUGCCUGGUGAUGGAGUUUGUUAAUGCCCUCAAGUUCAAAUCUUCCCUGCCGGACAUCAACUUGAUCCAGCUGGUCCAGUUCAUCUGUCUGGAUGCCGGUGGCAAGAUGAGCGACUUUGGCAACCUGGUGGGAGGAGAUGGGGACAUCUCGGAUGCCUGCAUGGCUGAACUGUCGUCCUCCAGCCUGGCCAAUGACUGCCUGAAGCAGUACCUGAAUGAUGCCAUCGAGUAUGUUGGUGAUCUACAUACAUUGACCAAAGUCAAGGACAAGAUGAAAGGCGGAUCCCACCAGAACCUGAAUGAGGACACUUUAGGCAGCCAGCUGAAGGCAGGUGUGGCCCAGAUCAUAGCGCUGGAGUUUACCCGUAGCAAUCAGCGUGACUCCACCAAGGCCGUCAACCGCUACUUGCCCUGGCUCUACCAUCCGCCUUCUGCUGUCCAACAAGGACCCAAGGAAUUCAUUGACUGCAUCGCUCACGUGCGCCUCCUGUCCUGGCUCUUGCUCGGUUCCCUGACUCACGCUGCUGUCUGCCCCAUCAAUUCAUCGGUAACUGGCAUUGUGUGCCACCCUAUCCCACUGGACGCUGGUAACCACAUCGCUGAUCACGUACAGGUUAUCCUGGCAGGCUUUGCUGAGCAGUCCAAGGCAUCAGUUCUCCACAUGUCGUCCCUCUUCCAUGCCUUCAUUCUCUGCCAGUUAUGGACCAUGUACUGUGAGCAGAUGGCUUCCAUCAACCCACCCCAGAGUGACCAGCACAACACAGCCAUGAUGAGCGUCAUGGACUUUUGGGGUCGUGUCACGCCUGGCGUGCUGCAGCUGCUCUCACACUCCAAAGUGCUUGCAGAUAUGGUCAACCUUCACUUCUUAAGUUUAAUGGAAGCACUGCAGGAAUGCAACUCCUCCGUUUUGACCAAGCUUUUUCCAAUGUGGACAUCUAUACUUUUUAGUUACCCCUCCAAGCUUCCAGGCAGCCUACAGGUACGCCUGCAGAAUUGUGAGAACUGGGCCCCACCAAGUCUGACCAAAGGGGAGGUCACCACUUACCACUCCUCGGUGCUGCUUAAGUGGCUGAAGAGACUGCAGUUCAAGAUGGGUCAGAUUGAGAUCCAGUCUUCGGCAGCGGCACAGUUCUAUACUGUCUGAAACUGCAAAGCAGCCAAGUUCAGUCUGGAUGGGUAGCACAUGGUCUCAUUUGCUUGUAUAAUGUAAAAGGACCACAUUGCUUUUGGAACGACACAAAAUUAGCGUAUUGCUGAUUAUUGGAAACAUUUUCAUUUCACAGCAUGCCUCAUCACAAGUUGAUCAAAAUGUUUCGCUAUUUGAGUUCAGCCUUGCUACUGAUAUUGUAUUUUUUCAGUUUAUUAUCAAAAAGUCUUCAAAGGGCUGAAGGAAAUGAAAUCUAAGUUUAAAAAUCAUAAAGCAAAUGAGCAAUUUAAACCAGUCCAGCAGAGUCUACACAGUAUAUUUAACGGUGUUUAUGUAUUCUGUACUUACAUGUACUCUUUGCCACCUUAAUCUGUAAGCUAAUGCUGCAUGUAUGUGCAUUCAAGUUGAUGCAAUUUUGAGGCGACUAUCUAAAAGCAGUGGAGUACUGUGUCGUUGCAUUGUUCGUAGUGUUUUCUUGAUCCAUCCCUUGAAGUCCUUAUUGUCCAACUGUAGGUUUUCGUUGAAUUUUGGGGGUGAAUUUACAGCUUGUGUAAGAGUCAUAUGAUUUAAUGGUAUCACAGAAUAUAAAAAACUAUUUAUCAUUUAAGGAAUACACAAGGAAUAUUUAAUCUUCUGCACCGUCAUAAUAUUAGGGGAAAGAGCUUGAUUAGGCAGCCAUUUCCAUUGGCUUGUUCGGAACCUGUAGCCUCAUUUUUUUAACAAUUUGAUUUGGACACCAACUGAAGUCAUAUUUGAAUUUAUGGCCGAAGAUGUUGCUUAUCCACCUUGAGCGCUCUCAUUAGUUGAAAAGCAUUUAAAAAUUUUGGUAGUGAUCGUUCAUUUUUGUUGUCAGCUAAGCCGCUGCAAGGCAUAGUCGUUCAUGAACUUGUGAAGUCUAGUUCCCAUAGUAGCAUCUCGUUAGGAAAAUUGCGCCCUCUCUUGGUCGCAUUCGGGGCUAAUUGUAUCAUCUGCCAUAAGACAAAUACAUAAAUAGUACCGUGGUACAGAUUUCAGAAGUUAACUUCCUCCGAGUUUUUUAUUUGUGUAUGCUAUUUUGCCAUUAAUGUUUGAUAGUUAAUUUUUAUUUAAACAAUAUUUGAAAAUGUUCACGAGGUAGACGCCAUAUUUGAGGUUACUCUGUGCAAUGUACUCGUAUAGUGCUAUAGAAAUUAACGUUGAAUUUAUACGGACAUUCUGCUGUGUAGAUGUUUCGCUUGACAUACCUCCGUAGGUCAACAAGCAAUCGGUGCUGUCUUGCCUAUCAACGAGUACUAGUAUACAUAUAUGUAAGAAAUAAGCAUGUUUUAAUGUUUCAAAAUGUGAGAAGUAAUAUAAAAUGAUGAAAUAAAUCAUUUGUAGAUAUCCUAAUUGUUAACUUUGAUUUAAAUAUCCAUUAGAAGAUUAAUACAAAAUACAUUAAUAAAGGUGUUCGGGUAAAUGAAAUUUACUUCCACCCUUCCAAUUGAACCUCUUUCUUAUGAGGCAAUGCAUUUCCCACACAAAUGACAAGGAAAAGAAUGACAUCCGAUAUUUCUUUAGCCUUUCCUUGCCGAUCUGAUGGGUGAUUUGGUUUACGAUGGGAAAAAAAGCAGACCAGGUGUGAUUAUUUAGUGUCCACCUGUUACAUCCGAUCAUACCAUCACAAAUGCACCAUAAUGCUGUACAACUUCAAACCAAUAACAUAUCAACUGUCGAUGGAUAACAAGCCUGUAACUGCUAGCGUAUCAACUUUUCAUAUUGACCAAUAAUGGAUAAUAGGAAAAAAGAUUUGUACGAUGUUCCCCUUGAAUUUGUAGUAGAUUAUUUACAACUUAAUUACCGCACUCUUUUAUUACAUUCUACGUCGGAUUUUCUUGCCCGAAGCUGCUGCAGGGGCAGGUUUUUCACCCACAACUCCUUCAACUUUGCAAUUGUGCUUUGACCUAACAAUGCUUUAAUAGGUCAACAGCGGAUAUGGCAAAAGAAUUCGUAAACGAGUGUACAUGUCCUCCGUGGAACAAAUAAGAAAAUUGCGUUUACAUGU